Messenger RNA from Colletotrichum truncatum, 4815 nucleotides. Its product is annotated as BTB/POZ domain-containing protein 1. Gene Ontology annotation, molecular function: protein binding. The record is from RefSeq and is a predicted model, not a curated record. Lineage: Eukaryota; Fungi; Ascomycota; Sordariomycetes; Glomerellales; Glomerellaceae.
AUGAGUCACCUACUUUGGAAAUAUUAUUGGGAAAACGAUGUCGAUAGGUUUCGACGUCUACUGGCCCCGGCCGGGCACACGUCACAAGCUGCAACAAGGAGUCCAGCGGUAGCUGCCUCGCCUUUGGGGGGAAGUCCCGGAGGAUACGGGACCUCCCCUCGGAAUGCAAAGCUGCGAAAGUCUUCCGCCGUGGGCGUCAAUGCUGGCCCCUCCAAGAGCUCCAAUACCACACUGGGAAAAGCUGAGAUCAACAGUCGCGACCAUGCCGGUCUAACCGUCCUCCUCCGGGCCGCCUCUUCCACAAACUCCGACGCCAUUCUAUUCAUUCAGGCGCUUCUCGAACAUCCUGCGGUCGAUUUAUAUGUGCAAGACCUGGAGAGUGGAUGGAAUGCUCUUCACAGAGCCCUAUAUACCGGAAACAUCGCGAUAGCCCGCUUGCUGCUCGAAAGGGAGCGGAAGAUCUUGACGGAACAGACACUUGGAAGCUCAGUGGCCAAGGUUGGUCAGCUUAUUAAGACGAAGGACCGAGAGGGUAACAGUCCCUUCGAUCUCUACAAUUCGACCAUUGCGGUACGGAUGGUUGGUGGCUCAGGAGACUCAGACGAUUCAGAUGUCGACUCAGACAUGGACGGCAGCUCUGAUGGAGGCCAGGUGCUGAUGAAAUCUGUUGCUGCACUAGACGGCGUUUCCGAAGGCGUUGAGCUUUUCGUCUUCGGUAGUAAUCGGAAUCUUUCUCUUGGAGUGGGUGACGAAGACGACCGCCAGUUCCCGGAAAGGAUCACCCUUAAACGACCGGACCAGCUUGUGCGAAGGUUCUUCCAAGAAUAUCUUGCAAAGACGAAGAACGGGCUUUCUCACGAACCAGCCACUGUUAUUGAAGACAUGGAUAUGGAAGACAUUCCGGCUCUAAUCAGAAACCGCCCAAUCCGGAUCCAUGAUGCAGUCCUUUCCAAACUGCACACAGCGAUUCUUACGACUGAUCCUGUCUCCAACUUAUAUGUCUGUGGCGUCGGACGUGGUGGGCGCCUUGGUCUAGGCAACGAAAACACCCAAUUCCGCUUCGUUCCUGUGCAGGGAGGCCUCGCCGACAAAAAGGUAGUGCAAGUCGCACUUGGUCAAAAUCACAGUAUGGCAGUCACUGAUGCAGGUGAGCUUUGGACCUGGGGCUCAAAUAGCAAUUCCCAGCUAGGAUACAGUUUGCCACCGCCGGCCAGACAAGACGAGGAGCCUAUGAGCGCUACCCCACGACAAGUGUUUGGGACUCUGAAGAAGGAGGUUGUACUUGGCGUGGCGGCGUCUGCUGUGCAUUCCGUGGCGCACACUUCUACAUCAUUAUUUUGCUGGGGCAAAAACCUUGGCCAGCUGGCACUCAUGGAUGCAGACUCGAGAUCUCUGGAAGUCCAACAAACCCCUCGAAAAGUCGCUGCGUCUCUUUUCUCGUCACCCAUAGCCGCCGUUUCCGCUAUUGAUAAAGCGACGACGUGUUUGCUAGCCGAUAGUACGGUUUGUGUGUUCACCAGUUAUGGCUACAACUUUGUUAAAUUUCCUUCCCCUGAUGUCUUUGUCAACCACCAAUUCACCGCGUCCAUGUUGACGCGAUACGACUCAGUUCGGAACCAGGUCAACCGCAUCACAUCAGGAGGGGACACCAUCGCUGCUCUCACUACCAGAGGUGAUCUUUUUACAAUGACGUUGAAUCACAAUACCGACUCGACUCCUAUAGCGACAUCGACCACAAACCCUUCAAAAAUUAAAGGUGCUGUUACGACACCAAAGUGCGUAUGGAACGCCAGAAAAGACGGCGUCAAAUCGGCUAGUGUCGGCGAACACGGGGCCGUCAUUAUCUGUACAGAGUCAGGCUCAGUUUGGAAACGUAUCAAACGUGCCAAAGCAAAAGAUGCCGCAAUCCCUGGCUCAGCCGAUAUCAAAUGGAAAGACUUCAAAUUCCAGAGAGUACCUAGCGUAACGAAUGCUGUAGCCGUUAGGAGUUCCACUUUUGGAGCGUUUGCGGCGAUUCGCAAAGAUUGCGAUGUGAUGAAGGAACAGGUCAAUAUUAAUGAGCAAUCGCUUUGGGAUGACUUGGCACCACUUCUCAUCCUUCGAGAUUUCCAAGCAUCGACACCAGGUAGUGGGGACAAAGAUACACUUGGUUUUUGGAAAUCAGAGGACUUGAAGUAUCGUAUCGGAUUGCUUCCCUACGAGAUUCUGAAGUCAUCAGAUCUGGAGAGCGACCUUAAGCAAUACCUUCUAAUGGUACCAGAUCCAGAGACUGAUAUGGAGCUCCGCACUUCAGCGUGCCCGGAGCUCAAGAUACCGAUACACCCAUGGCUUCUCACAGGCCGGAGCUCAGUCCUACGAAGAGUUCUUAGCCAGUAUCGGAAUGGCAGCGAGGGGGAGAUACCGCAAGUCCUUCGGAUUGGAGAAGAAGGCGGGAAAACCGUGAUCACGUUUGACUCGAUCGACCUGCUUUCCCUGCUCAACAUUCUCAUUUAUUGCUAUGACGACACCGUCAUUCCGGCGUGGAACCAUACACGUCAAGCGCCAUCUCUAGCUCACAGAUAUCGCCAGGUUAGAAAUGAGCUGAUGAGGUUGGCUACAAAGCUCGAUAUGACGAAGCUUGAGGCAGCUGCUCGUCUCCAGACAACCGUUGACAAGUCUUUGGACCAAGACUUCGCCAGAGCAAUCCAGGAUCCAACGUUUUUCGAGGAUGCCGACGCGUUGGUCGAGUUAGAUGGCGAGGAAGUACCUGUUCACAGCCAACUCAUGCGCCAGAGGUGCGAUUUUUUCGAAGGGCUUUUCCACGGUCGAGCUCGGGGCCAAUGGCUUGCAGGUCGCCGCAACAUUUUGGACGAUGAAGAAUUGGUACGAGUGGAUUUAAGCCACUGCGAUCCCCAAGCUUUUCACUACGUUUUGCGCUAUCUUUACGCAGACGUUGGCGCCGAGCUUUUUAACCAAACAACCGCUGUCAAUAUUGACGAGUUUUCCGACCUGGUCAUGGCUGUCAUGAGCAUUGCAAAUGAACUUAUGCUUGACAGGCUAUCACAGAUCUGCCAGUUUGUGAUUGCACGUUUUGUUACGACACGUAAUAUCGCCCUUCUUCUGAACGAGAUUAGCCCCUGCUCAGUGACGGAAUUCAAAGAUGCUGGCUUGGAGUACAUUUGCUUGCAGAUGGAGUCCAUGCUUGAAAACCAUCUUUUGGAUGAUUUGGAAGAGGACUUACUCGAAGAUCUCGAUCACGUCGUCCGGGAGAACCAGCUGGCUCGCUAUCCCUUCGCAAGAAGCGGUCGGGCGGAGUUGCUUUUGUUCGAAAAGGACCCGGACCUUGCCCUUGACGUUGACGAGGAACGCCGACGAAGGGUACGGGAGAUGGCGUUCCGGUCAAAUCAAAGAGAAGAGGAAAAGAAGAUUUCGUCUUCGUUGAAGACGAAAUUUGGUAGCUUGGAGGACACUGCUGCUAUCACCUCUCCUAGCUUGGAAAAGGGCCGUCGGAGGUCUAAAACUAGUCGUAACGAGCCUUUCAGCCCUAGCUUGCGACCCAAGGAGUCUCACGCUGACCUCAUUUUUGAUAUGGAUGAGGAGAGUCCAUCCAUGGGCAGUCCUCCGGUCUCCCCCUUGCACAAGGCAUCCAAGGCCAGGGGCAGACCUGAGCCUGAACGGUUUUCGUCCUUGCCAGGUCCUUGGAAAGAUCUCAAGGGGCAAUCCGCAGGCGACACACAUCAGCUUCAAGUUGCCAGUCCACUCAUGGGCACACCUGCGCAGUCUGGCUUAAGCCCAUCGCGAUCGCCUCAGGGACUGGGCGGACCUAGCGCUCCGAAGGCAGGGAGUCCCUGGGGCCCAGCAGCUUUUCCGACGCAAAAGAUGGACUUGCGUCAGGCUUUGACAGAGACUCCAACCAAGUCAGCCUUGUCGGACGGUAUCGCAGCUCAAAAGAGCAAGGAGGCGUCCCCCAGGCCAUCUCAACCGAGAUUGUCGCAAAAGGAGCGCAAGAAACAGCAACAGGCACAGGCAGCGGCACAAGCAGCUUUGGAGGCCGAGGCCCAACAACCCAAGGUGGCGUGGGAUAAGGAGUCGACUGGGAACAAAACGGCACCAUGGAAGGUAGCCUCGAGUGGUCCUAAGCCGAUUCUCAAGGACACCUUGGCCAAGGCCUCGCCAAUAUCGACACCGCCUACAACGGGCGCCAAGUCUUUACUCUCGGUGGAGUCUUCAGGCAAAUCGAGCCCUAGACGGGCCGCGUCGCCUGACACCCGUUUCCCUGGCCAGUCUCGCAUCAGUAGCCCUCCCGCGACAACGAAUAUCUCGUCAAGCCAAGCACCUUCGAAGCCGCUCAUCCCCCACUCGAAAUCUUACAUCACUCCCGCACCCAAAGCCGAGCCCAUGUUGGGACUUAGUAUGGCAGACAUUAUUGGCCAACAGAAGCGCGAGCAAGAAAUUGUGCGUGAAGCCGUUGCGAAAAGGUCGAUGCAGGAGAUUCAGCAAGAGCAAGAGUUUCAGCAAUGGUGGGAUCAGGAGACACGGCGCGUGCAGGAAGAGGAAGCUAGAAGGGAGGCCAAGGAUAAGGCGAAGGGGGAGCGAAACUCGAAAGAUAGCAGAAGAGGCAGGCGUGGUCGAGGAGGAGGAGGAGGAGGGGCAGGAGGGGGAAAAGGGAAGGGUAUCAGUACACCUACGGGCCAAGCUGAUGGACCCGGCAGCAACGAGGUAGCUGCUCCGCAGAAAGUGCCGAGUGGACCCUCGAACAACAACCGAGGACGGAGUCACCGAGGCCGGGGCAGAGGCGGCAAAACAUCGACAUCAGCAUCGGCAUCUGCAUUGUGA